Molecule: messenger RNA, 683 nt
Organism: Porites lobata
Lineage: Eukaryota; Metazoa; Cnidaria; Anthozoa; Scleractinia; Poritidae
Source: the annotation of a GenBank genome assembly
CGGACUUUUGGUCAAGGUGAGACAGGUAGACCUGGAGUAGGUUUUAAUCUAACAUCCGAUGGGAAAUAUGAUACGGUAAACAAAAAACUGGCAAAUGUGGCUGAAGGAACUGCUUCCAGUGAUGCCAUAACAAAACAUGAACUUGAUACAGCAAUGAUUGAUAAACAUGAUAAUAACCAGAACAUUGAUCUUAAGAAUACUUACAAUGUCAUCAACAGCAAACAGCAGACGUGCAAUGAAAUGAAUGGAAGUAGAAAUGCUCUUGUGUGUUAUGAGAAUAUUCGGGACGUUUUCGUGAGCGGUAAGGAAUCUGUUUUUCCAAUGGCAACUUAUUUGGAUAUGGGAAACAAUUAUAUCUAUAAUGUUAAUUAAGACAUCCAUCAUAUGGUAAACACGGAGUAAAAAAAUCUUAUGUUGAUACAACCUUUUUGAAACUAUCUGGUGGUACAAUGACUAGCGCAUUGUAUAUGAAAACUACUUUACAAGUUACUCUUGAUGAAGCACUAAAUGUUAAAACAGUAACAGCUUAUUUUGUGCAGAUAAGGAACCCGUAUGUAGAUACCCGAUUCAAUAUGGUCAAUCAUAAGAUAAUCAAUCUCGGAGACCCAACUAGCAAUAAAGAUGCCACAAAUAAAGCUUAUGUUGAUACUAACUUUUUGAAACUGUCUGGUGGCGAUAUAACA